Scleropages formosus (Asian bonytongue) is the source of this 1896-nucleotide messenger RNA. It is a transcript of the gene cyriba, whose product is annotated as family with sequence similarity 49 member Ba. The coding region runs from base 348 to 1322 and encodes 324 amino acids. Gene Ontology annotation, molecular function: small GTPase binding. The record is from RefSeq and is a predicted model, not a curated record. Gene Ontology annotation, biological process: regulation of actin filament polymerization. The transcript has 13 exons. NCBI's taxonomy places the organism in Eukaryota, Metazoa, Chordata, Actinopteri, Osteoglossiformes, Osteoglossidae.
AAGACUUCGAGCCGAGGGUGAGAGUGCGGCUCUCGGACCUCCUUCACGCGCAUCAGAAGGGGAAGAUCUCGGCGUGGAUCGAUCGUCAGCACCUCAUAAAAUAAUAACAGCCGCGAUAUUAAUAACACAAAAAAGAGACGAUUCCAUAUGCGGAGCGCUGCUAUGUGACUGGAGGACAUCCCUGGCCGUUUACUUUUUAUCAGAAAGACCCAGCACCAGCAGGAGGGCUGCCUGAUCUCAGCCAUUGGCCAGGCUGGACCUUCUUCUUGAGCCCUGAAGAUCCCGCCUGCUGCUUGUGAGCCCAGAUACAGAGGACAACACUGGUAAGAGGUUUCAGGGUUGCCAGAAUGGGUAAUCUGAUUAAGGUGCUAACAAGAGAUAUAGACAGCAAUGCUGGAAAUUUUUUCCUGGAUUUUGAAAACGCACAGCCCACAGAAGCAGAGAAGGAGGUAUGGGACCAAGUCAAUGUGGUCUUGAAGGAUGCACGGGGCAUCCUGGAUGACCUGCAGUCAUAUAAGGGUGCAGGGGAAGCCAUCCGGGAGGCAAUCCAGCAUCCCAACGAUGAGAAUUUGCAGGAGAAGGCAUGGGGAGCCGUGGUUCCUCUGGUUGGAAAGCUGAAAAAAUUCUACGAGUUUUCCUUGAGAUUAGAGGCUGCACUGCACGGCCUCCUGGGGGCGCUCACAAGCACGCGCUAUACGCCCACGCAGCACCUGGAGCGGGAGCAGGCACUCGCCAAGCAGUUUGCUGAGAUCCUGCACUUCACGCUGCGCUUCGACGAGCUCAAGAUGACAAAUCCGGCCAUUCAGAAUGACUUCAGCUACUAUAGGAGGACCUUGAACCGCAUGCGGAUCAAUAAUGUUCCGGCAGAGGGAGAAAACGAAGUCAAUAACGAAUUGGCCAAUCGGAUGUCUCUCUUCUAUGCUGAGGCCACGCCAAUGUUGAAAACAUUAAGCGACGCCACAACAAAGUUUGUCUCGGAAAACAAGAACCUACCCAUAGAGAACACCACAGACUGCUUAAGUACAAUGGCAAGUGUGUGCAAAGUCAUGCUGGAGACACCGGAGUACCGCAGCCGAUUUGCCAGUGAGGAGACAGCCUCUUUUUGCCUCCGUGUCAUGGUGGGGGUCAUCAUCCUCUAUGACUAUGUGCACCCUGUUGGUGCGUUUGCCAAGGGCUCCAAGAUAGAUAUGAGGGGCUGCAUCAAAGUGCUCCGUGACCAGCCACGAAACAGCGUAGAAGGUCUACUAAAUGCUCUCAGGUACACGACAAAACAUUUGAACGAUGAGUCUACCUCCAAGAACAUCAAAGCCAUGUUGCAAUAGCAUCGCCCAUCCCAAAUCACUGCUGGCUAGACACGCUCUUUGGGAGACAGUAUUCUCAAAUGACCGCAAUGCACAGAAUGUUUUUAUAAGAAAAAAUCUACAAAGCGACUGCUUGCCCCAACUGUUUUAUAAAGAAAAUCUUCUUGCUAUUUCAUAUGCGCCAUCUCUUUCUGUGCCAAAAUUGUAUAUGGAAAGAAAUUGCAGAUUUUUUGUUUUUAAUGCUUUCAGAAAGGCCAUGUAUCAAGUGGCAGCUAUUGAUGCAUAAUGUUUCUGGGUGUUUUUUCUUGUGUGAGGGAGAAUAAUUUUGACUUGAAAAUAAAUAUAUAUAUACAUAUAUAAAUAUUAUUUUUGUCUAAUAUUUAAUAUUGCUUCUUCUGCAUGACAGAAUGGUCUCCUUCCUCUAUUUAAGAACUAAUACAUUUUUCUUUGCUUGGUUGUAUGUAAAGUCAAGAAAAAUACCAAUUUUAAAUUAUGUUUUGUCGUAUAAAAGGUACCCAGCACAAUGGAGAUUGAGAAUAGUACUGUUCAUGUUGGAAAUUUUUCAUUAUUUUUUAUAAUUUUGAUUGUUUUUUUU